CGAAGAGUCGACAAAGAGGGCAUGUGUGCGUGAGUAAUUAGGGUACCCUUCAGAUGGUGGCCAAAGCGACCGGCCUCCUGAAGGCAGUUUUAUCUCUCACCGCAAUCUGGCCUUCAUGCGUGGUGGAUGCGCAGAUCGGCAGGGGCGUGCUCCCACGUCGGCGGCGAGGCAUCGUGACGUCCCCCCUCGGCCUCAGCCAGCAGUUCGCAGAGACCCUGGCCACCCUGCAGCACGCCAACACAGCCAACUUCGCCAACGGACCUGUCACGUCCUUCAAUGGCCUGCCCCCUGCCAGUGUUGCUGCGGCGGCGGCGUCGACGUCCAUAUCAUCGCUGCCGAUGGUGGAUGCGACCACAGUGGAGGACACUGUCGGGCAGCUGGUGAAGAAUGACACGAGUGGAUCGGCCGACAAAGAGGAUGGCAGCAGCAACAAGGACGAGCAGAAGGGCAGCAGUGACGAUGACGAAGGCAGAAGCGGCGGUCUCAAGCUGUGCGACCCUGUGUGUGGUGAGGGUGAGGUGUGUACGGUGUCCCACAGGGGCGGCAGCGACUUCCUGUCUAAACCGCAGUUCGAAUGUCGAUGUCUGGAGAGGGGGUACCGCACUGACGCCAGCGGCAAAUGUGUCCCACUGGUGCAGUUGAGUGAGAAGAAACCACCAGCAGCGGCAGCAACAGCACCUGAGGAGAAGAAUGAUGAAGAGCCCAAGGCGGCUGACGAUAAGGCCAAGGAGGCAGACGCAAGUGAGUGAGCAGGGAGAGGCUGACGUGGCUGAUGCAGUACUAUUUCUUGCUGCAUGUGUUGGUUAUCUAUCCAUAUGCAGAGGAUGCUGCAGCUGCCUCAGCGGCCGGAAACAGCGAUGGCGAUGCCGCUGCCAACAAGACGCUCCACGAAACCCUCGCGUCGAAGACGGUAUGCACAAUGCAUCCGACACGCUCUCAUCUCGUCUCAUGUGUGUGGUCGAUCUAUCUAUCAGGAGCUGAGCUCCUUCCUGCUCUUGCUAGAGACCGCCGGGCUUAAGGAGGUGCUGGACCGGCCCUCACCCAAGGUGACCAUCCUGGCACCCUCCAACGACGCUAUCAAGUCGCUCGGGCAGGGCGCACUCACCAGCAUCGUCGGCGACACUCAAGUACUGUCCAGCCUCCUGGCUGCCCACAUAAUGGAGGGCGAGUACACGGCCGACGCCAUAGCCGACCUCAAGACGCUGCCCACACUCGGUGGGUGGGAGGUGUCGGUGGAGCGAGAAGGGGGUCUGGUGCUCGGGGACUCGGCCACCAUCCUGCAGCGGGACAUCAAGGCGAGCAACGGCCUCAUCCAGGUGCUGGAUGCGGUCAUCCUGCCGCCACCCAAGGGCCCUGACCUCAAGAUGAAGAACAACACAUCUAACACGACCACGACAGAUACGACAGAUACGACGGCAGACGGCGGCCCGAAGCAGAUGGAGGACGGCGACGGCAUCGUGUCUAUCGCCACGGACCCGCUGCAGCCUGUGGAUGACCUCGGAAGUGGUGCUGGUGCAGGUGCAGGUGCUGGUGCGGGUGCAGGGACGGCUGGGGAGUCUUCGACCCCCGACAACGAGCCUGUGACGAUGUUGACGGAGGGCGAGGGAAAUGACAAUGACACAUCGGUGGCAGCAGCAGCAGCAACAGCAGCAGCCGCACCAGAGCAGAAGGAGGACACCCCCCCGGUAUCACCGUUCAAUGGCACGCUGGCCGACUUCAUCGAACAGGACAAGGUGAUUGAUUGGCCCAGUGGCGUGCAAACAGAUUGUGUCUAUAUGUGUGUGGCUCUCCCUCCCUUAUUUCCUCCCUCAGGAUCUGUUCACCUUCAACAGUGCGAUGGUCAAGACCAUGACGCGUGCCGCCUUCGCCGACACCGAACACGGCCCAUACACACUCUUCGCCCCUGUCGACAAGGCAUUCGGGCGGCUCACCCAGCAGCAGCUACAGUUCCUCGGCGAAAGCCCCGACGCACUCACCAAAGUCAGUCAGUCAGCACACCUGCGGAAACACAACACACCCUCGUCCACCCACUCAUGUGCGCAUCUGUGUUGUGUUGUGUGUGGUGCAGCUGGUGGCGUACCACGUGGUGAGCGGGAAGCUGACAUCUGCAGAGGUGACGGCAGCGAGCAGCAGGGACCUCCCAUCGGUGCUGGGCGACACGGUGACCGUGAGCAGGACCCCUGGGGGCGAGUUGUUGGUCAACGAUCGGGCCAAAGUGCUCAGGGCGGACGUCCCCGUGGCCAACGGGGCCGUCUUCUUCGUCGACAAUGUGCUGCUUCCCGUCUCUGUGGACGAGGGAAUGGCCACAGCGGCUGCCGAGGCUGAGAAGGCUAAGCAGGCUGCCAAGCCGCAACAACAGGCCACUGCGAACGGCACUGCUGCGUCUGGUGCGGCUGGUGCUGAGCUGCCGGCACAGAAUGAGACGGAGGGUGCCAAUCCGAGUGCAGAUGCAAUUCUCUCAGCCGCAGCAGCGGCGGCCUCUGACGCGCUUGGACCUGCGGCACCACGUUUCGCCGGCGAAGACAUGCAGCAGAGUGGUGUGGACGACGCCAUGGGUGCACUGGACAUGGCUGGUGGUGGUGGUGGUGGGGGUGGAGAUGAGGGUGACGACGGCAUGGUGAGCAUCGCUACCACGAGUGAUGGCGGAGAGCCUGUGCCGUGGGAGGAAGGGCCGAAUGGUGCGAGGAAACCCGGCGGAUAUGACAACAGCGUCGGCGACGUGCUCGCUUCAAACGAGGUCAGUGACAGGGAGGGAGGGAGGGAGAAAUCUGCUGUGUUGGUUUGGUUCAUGUGGGCGUGGCGUUGGUGUCUCGUUUCCUGUUGUCUGCAGGACUACUACACGUAUUUGUCGGCUGUGCGUGCGGUGGGCCUCUUUGACAAGCUCGAAGCAGAAGAGGGUAAGUGCAAUGGGUGCACAGACACGGACACAUACAGACAGACAGACAUGUGUAUGUCUCAUGCACUCACUGUCUGUCUGUCUGUCUGUCUACAGGCCCCUUCACGGUGUUUGUCCCGAGUAACGAGGCCUUCGCUUCCCUCGGGGGCGAACUCCUCGGACACCUCACCAAACAACCUGACAUUCUCGAAGACGUAACCACAAACAUACAACACACCCAACACACAGGCUUAUAAUAAGCCUCCCAUGUGUGUGUGUGUGUGUUGAAUGGCUGCAGCUGGUGCGCUACCACAUCAUGAACCGGCGCAGCUCCUACCAGGAGUUCAUGGGCAGCUCACGCAUCGAGUUCCCGGCCAUGAAUGGCGACUUCGUCUCCGUCAGCAAGGUCACCAACCACCAGACAUUCUCCCUACUCCCGCAGCAGGAGGGCGCAAACGACGAGGUCAGACUGAACGGCGCCGCCCGAGUGACCAUUCGGGACAUCCCCGCCGACAACGGCGUUGUGCACGUCAUCGACCUGGUGUUGGUGCCGGCGCGCAUCCAGCGGGCCAUUGAGACGGGCGAGAUCGACCCGGAGUGGGUGACGCCUGCACCGGCCGAUGACGAGAUGGAGGACCUGGACAUUCCUAACGCGGGAGCGCUCAAGUCGCUAUCGGACACGCUCGCAAAGACACCGGUAGGCAAUGGGAAGGGGGGACGACUGCACAGAGAGAUUGAGUGUGCGUGUGUGUGUGUGGUAGAUUAUGCAAGCGAUGUACGAGUUGAUGGAGAAGGGCGGGCAUGAGCAGCUGAUAGAGGACAGCAAGAAGGGGCCCUUCACCGUCCUCGCACCCGCCAACACUGCCUUCGUCGGGCUGGGCUCGUCCGUCGAGUUGGAGAUCGAGCAAAGACCCGGAUUCAGAGAAACGGUCAGACACGAACACUGACAUACACAUAAGUAGAGGGGCUUCAUUUACCUCUACCUCUCCCGCCCUCUGUGUGUGUGUUCAGCUGGUGAAAUAUCACAUAUUGGACGAGGCCGUGUACAUCCAGAACAUGGAGGUCGGUGUCCACGAGUACUGGACCAUCAACAACCGCACCGUCACCUUUCAAAAGUUUGAAAACGGCGACGUCUGGAUCAACGGCGACAAGGCCAAGGUCAUUCGAGAGGACAGGUUCGCCAACAACGGCGUGGCGCACCUCAUCAACUCGGUCCUCAUGCCAACUCCCGUCAAGAAACGGCCAACCGAGGAGGGCGAGCCUACCGAACCACCUAACGGCGAGAGCGACGGCAUGGGUUUCGACGCGAUGGUCUCUGCUCAAGGCGCCGUGACCACCCCGCCGCCCAUAGAGUCUCCCUUCCCAGGCCGUUCAGAGAGCGAGCAAGAGGUGCGGGCGAUCAUCAAGGGCGAGAGGAGUCUGUCGACGCUGGUGACGCUGCUCGAGGCGACUGGUGUGGGUGAGGAGAUGGACAAGGGGGACGACUUCACGUUCUUCGCGCCCAGCAACGAGGCCUUCGAGAAGAUGGGCACGCGCACGCUCACCAAGUUGCUUGCCAGCGGAGCGCUCAAAGAGGUGCUUGAGUACCACGUGAUCCCACAACGACUCUUCUGGGAGGACCUCGCCGCCCCACCCAAACUAGCUACCCUCUCCGGCACCAACGACACCGCCGCCAAUGACGCGUCAUCACCAUUACUAUCACUGUCACCAUCAGCAGGGGGACAUGAGGGCGUCUCAUCCCUUGAAGCAGCCAAGGCUGCCGCAGCUUCACUGAAGAGCGACCUCUCCGACGAGAAAGAGUACCCCACGUUGCUGGCCAGCCACGAGCUGAUGAUCAAGGCGGGCAGCGAGGCAGAGGGGCUUGUGGUUCGGGUGGGUAAGCAGAGGGGGCGGCUGAUCGAUGGCGACAUUGACGGGAAGGACGGCGUGGUGCACAUAGUGGACACGGUCAUCCUGCCGCCGCACUUAGAGAAGGAGGGAGGGGGAGAGGCUGGUGAGGAGAGGGAGAGGCGAGAGCUGUUUGCACAGCAGAGGAGAGAGGGGAGAGACGAGGGCGUCUAUGGUCAUGGUGGUGUCGAUGGUGAGCGGACCGAUCUUGUCGAUGUGGAUGUGCGUGCUGCGGUGGAUGGUGGUGUUGUGCUUGAGACAGAUGAGGGGUGGAUAGAGCUGCUCGACUGAUCAGAUCAGCCGAGCCACCAGAGUAUGCGAACGUUUGUGUAGCUUACCUUGUAUAGUGAUUUCUUCUCCUCCGCUAUCGCAUACGUACGCUCUCUUUUUCCCCAUCUGUCUGUCUGCCUGCUUGUCUGUCUGUCUGUCUGUCUGUCUGCCUUUCUGUGUACAAGCCAAUCAACCACCAACGGUGUCGAUCAGCGAGAGUGUGGAUAGGUACAUGUAGCCAUAGGUACAUGUAUGUAUUACAUGGUAGAUUAUUGUGGCAUGCAAGCAUCAUGGAUCGGAUCAUCCGUUCUUUUUGCAGCCAGCCUCCUCCCUCCCAGCCACGCCACUUACAUUGCAUCGUCUCGGUCGGUCGGCCGGUCAUCAUUUGCUGCUUUGGUGUCUGCGGUGAUGACAACUGUCAAUAAGCCUGCUGUCUUCCUCUU
Molecule: messenger RNA, 5475 nt
Organism: Vitrella brassicaformis
Lineage: Eukaryota; Vitrellaceae
Source: the annotation of a GenBank genome assembly